AUGCCUCUUGAUGCGCAAGUGACUUCGCAUCUCCGUGGCAUCAUAGACAAGGCCUGUGAGGACCAAAAGUCCGGUAUCCCCGGGGCCACGGUCGUGGUCGUUGGCAAAGAUGGCGACGAAUUAUUCGCUCACUCCGGCGGUAAACGAGGCACGGGAUCCGAAGACCCCAUGAACUUGGACAACAUCUUCUGGAUCGCAUCUUGUACGAAGAUGUUGGUGGGUGUCGCCUGCAUGCAACUGGUUGAGCAAGGCAUUCUCAGCCUGGAUGAUGAGGUGCAGACCGAGCGUAUUUGCCCUGAAUUGAAAAGUCUCAAGGUUUUGCGGCCAGAUGGCAAUUUCGAGGAGAAAAAGCGCGCAAUUACCCUACGAAUGCUGUUGAGCCAUACUGCCGGAUUCGGGUAUACGUUUUUUAACGAGAGACUGAGACAGUGGUCGUAUCCGGUUGGCGUGGAUGAGUUCUCUGGGCGGAUUGAAGAUGUGAAGCUGCCUCUUCUUUUCCAGCCCGGCCAAGGUUGGGAAUACGGCGUUGGUAUCGACUGGGCGGGAAUCGCACUGGAGCGCGCAACUGGCUUGACGCUCAACGCCUAUCUCCAGAAAAAUGUCUUCCUGCCCCUUGGGAUCAAGGAGAUGUCCAUGAUUCCGAGCCGCGACAUGCGCCGGAGGCUGGCGUAUAUGAACAGUAGAAACCCAGACGGCACUCUGAGGGCCCGAGACCAUCUUUUUCGAGCGCCUCUGGUUGUUGAUCCGGACAAUGAGGCCGAAGUCGCCAGGGUGUUCAACAGCGGCGGCGCAGGCAUGUUUGCCAAGCCGCAGGACUACUGCAAGGUCCUAGCUGUCCUGUUAAACGACGGAACGUGUCCGAGGACGGGCAGCAAGUUGCUUCGCAAGGAAACCGUCGACGAAAUUCUUUCCAACCAAAUCCCCCAAUUCCCAAACUACGGCCGCCAGGGCAUCCCAGCUGCAAAACCGGACCUGACCAACCCCAUUCCUGAACUGUAUCCAGUUCCUGGGGGGGCGCCACAGGGCUGGGGCCUCACUUUCAUGCUGAGCAACGGCGGCGCGACAGGGCGGUCAAAUGGCACUGUGCACUGGGCUGGGCUGCCGAAUUUGUGGUGGUGGGCGGACCGGGAGAAGGGCGUUGCGGGGAUUGUUUGCACGCAGAUUCUACCAUUUGUGGACGCCCAGGUGCUUGGUCUAUGGGUAGCAAUCGAGGCCGAGAUAUACAAAGCACUUGGUCAAUGA
This is a messenger RNA of Aspergillus glaucus CBS 516.65, 1242 nucleotides long. RefSeq names its product serine hydrolase domain-containing protein. The coding region runs from base 1 to 1242 and encodes 413 amino acids. The record is from RefSeq and is a predicted model, not a curated record. Lineage: Eukaryota; Fungi; Ascomycota; Eurotiomycetes; Eurotiales; Aspergillaceae. The transcript is spliced from 3 exons.